CACGAUCGGGACUCUGUAUUCCUCUCCUAUAGGCGCGUCGUCUUCAUCCAGUUUCCUCCAAUAUGGAUCAAGCUAGAUUAAUAAGCGCAUGACGCGAUAAUUUUUUUUCCGAUAUCAUUCCCGUGGUCUCUCGUGAGGCGCUCGGUCUGCGUGUACGAGUCUGCGGCCAGACCACACCGGGUCGUGUUGUGAACCUUAUCGCCCGUGUCGUUGUGACGAUGUCGCGCGAAAUUCCAUCUCAGUGCAAUGGGCUCCCGACUUGGGAUCUGCUCGAGUCUCCUCAAGAAUCCUACCGACCGCGCGACAAGUCUCGGGAGGCCCCUCUGCUCUUAUUUGAUAAGACAGACUUUCAGCACUUCGCUCGGAUCACCUACGACUUACCUGACGAUAUUCAGUUGAAAGCAUCGGUUAACGACUUUCGCGUUAACGAUAAAAACUGUCACUACGACUGGUCCAAUUGGUACGGACAUAUCAACACAAGUGUAUCCGCGGAAUUAUAUCCACAGGCAAAACUGGCCAAGACAAACCAGCGGCAACUGUUCCGCAAGGAUAUGUCCGAAGAAAGCGCCGAUCCCUUUAGCAGCGAAACGAUCGAACGGAACAUUGCGGAAUACUUAGAGAAAGAAGUGUGUUUCGAUGAUAACGAUGAAAUACCGGUCUACAACGACUCGGCGAACCACAUGGAAGUGGAGGAGUCCCACUUUGUAGAAAAGGAUAUCGUGCAGGAGGAUCCCGUGGCAGAUUCCCCAGAGAAAGAUUCUUCAGAGGAAGAUGCCACAGAUGAGGAGGUACUGGAGAUACUGGACAGGCAGCCAAAGAGCUAUGAGCAAGUGAAGGAGGGUCUUCGAUCACUUGUUCCGAAACGUCCGACGACAAUGAGGGUCAACUCCGGCCACUACGCGGGCUUUAAACUGCUCUUCUCUCUGGUAGUUUCAUUAUGCGUAAUCCUCAUUUCUUUCAUGGCUCGGGAACAGAGUUAUCAGCACAGUACCCUUUUCGCAAACGUCACGGUCGAGCUGAAGAAACGAGUGUACGGUCAGGACCGAGCCAUGCAAGCUGUGGGGGAUUACCUUCGGCUGGACGAGCCCACUUUGAAGAUAAUCGCUCUCGUGGGCGGCACAGGCGUCGGCAAAUCUUACACGGUCUCGAUCGUAGAGAGUAAUUUCCCGAAAUACUCUGUCCGCCGAUAUUUCUCGCCGAUCAGCAUGACCAUGAACAACGUCAGCUUUUCGUUCUUGUACCCGAAACUAAUUGUCUUAGAGAAUCUGAAAGAGCACGACUUGCCGGACGUUGUGAAUUUCUUGAAGACGCGCGAGCAAGUGGACGUCAAUCAGUACAUCACCGUGUUGGCUGUGUUCAACGUCGAGCACAUGGACAACGAUUCAAUACGUACGAUAGAUCUCGAUCGGAGCACGGAGGCGAUAAGGAAUUCCUUCGCCGGCGAAAAUCUCGACGUCAAAGUCAUCGUUUACGAGCCUUUGAGUGAAGAUGUUCUCGAGAAGUGCAUCGCCGACGCGGCGCGUGAUAGCAAAGUGACGCUUUCCAACGGAGAUGUUGAGUUCCUCAAGAAACACUUGGCGAUUAAUAACGCUGGUUGCAAAGGAGCCUACAGGAAGGUUCAGGUUAUCGGUAGAAAAUAAAAGGGAUGAUCUUGGGCGCGAGUCGUUUGAAGGCGCGAAAAUAUUAAAAUAUUAUAUAUUAAAGAACGACUACGACUGACGCGAGAAUACUUUUUUCACAACGUCGCGAAAAUAUCCAUAUAUAUGUAACUUUUAUCGUUCACACAUAUUGUUAUUCUUUUUUCAACAUAUUCCGACGACAUUGAGACUACGAAUAGUUCCUAUCGCGAGCGAGCGCGUAUAUGAUCUCCUCCAGGGCGCGUGAAUGAUCUCCUCUUCGAGGCAUGUUUCCGCACGCCCAUUUGAUCAGUUCGCCGCUCGGAUUUGCUGAUUUCUGAUUCGAGGAAUAAUUUCCCGAUAAUUAACGUCGCGAGAAUGGGACGUGCCAGCGGCCGCUGAUUCAAUUUCGCGGUGAAAGCACAGAACUCUCGCACACGUAAGUGUCACGGUAUGUUAGUAAGAAGCGCGCAAUGAAAUUUCUACGCGCGUCGCAUCGCUUCCGGAUCAUCGCAGGGCGGACGUGCCUCUCGGUACGAUUCUCCGCAGGAGAUAAUGAUCACGGGGUGCGUUCGGCGCGUAUCCGGCGAAACCCGGUAAUCGGCGUGAUGCGAUCACGCGCGGUUAGACGAAGUCGACGUUGAUUGGGACUCCUGGAUUAGGAAAUGUAACAUUCAGAAAAGCUAGGAAAACUCUGUCCUCAUCCACCUGUGCAAUCGUGCUUGGAACCGAUGGCGACGAUGCGAGUGACUGCGGUGCGUUGCGUUGCGUGUGGUUAGCUUCAUAAUGACACGUGAUCGAAGCGUAAGCGUUACAACCGUCGUGUUACGUUGUUAUCCGGCGAUCGUUCUUACGCAAGGAAGAAGAACCGUUCAAUCGUGUAGUUUUUUAUCUUCCCUCUUCGUAAUAAUCACAAUAAGUGAUUGGAACGAAUAAGUUUAACUUGCGAAGUCCACCUUUCGGAGAUCGGACGAGCGAGCAGUCGAGAGAAUUAUAUUAUAUUUUUAAGAUAUACGACGUAUAUUCACAUAUAUUUUCUACAUGCAUAUGUGUAUUCUUCAUACACACAUGUAUUUAAAAAUAGGUAUUUAAAAAUAUUUGAGACGUGAAAAUAUAAUUCUUUAAUCGUGGAUCGGCGAAAGUGGACUCAAGAAGCGAAAGAUGUGAAAUCGGUUAAGCGACGCAUUGACUGAUCAUCUGAUUGUUAUAGAUCUAAAGAAGAUCCAAGUGCCAAAAAUGCGAUUAACUCAAAGUUAAUGUUUUGUUCGUACUCGAAGUGCCGUGAACAUUGGUAAAUAGCGUACAAUCUUGUUGAGUAUAUGCAGAUCAUAUGUGGGUUUCUAUUUAUUUUUUAUUUUUUUUUCUAAUUCUAGGUUAAAUUUCUGCGUGAUAUAACGAGCUUCCGAGUUCCGAUUUCUUGAAAACCACGUUGCUCAAUUUUGCUCUUUCUUUAAGUUGUAAGUGAUACAUCGUAAUUAACGGAACAAAGACGCCCUACCUAUAGUUUUAUAUAUUCGUAAAUCUUUUCAAUAAAAUUUUUUUUAUAUUGAGACGUAAA
This is a messenger RNA of Harpegnathos saltator (Jerdon's jumping ant), 3174 nucleotides long. RefSeq lists its product as uncharacterized. The transcript is spliced from 3 exons. The record is from RefSeq and is a predicted model, not a curated record. Lineage: Eukaryota; Metazoa; Arthropoda; Insecta; Hymenoptera; Formicidae. The coding region runs from base 219 to 1640 and encodes 473 amino acids.